CUCACCUUUGGCGGGGGGCUUCUUGGGGCUGGGAGGAGGCUGGGACGCCAGGCAGUCACACUCCGGGGGCAGCUGGGGACAGCUGGGCCUGGGAGGAAGAGGGCUGUGCCUAGGGCUGUAGGGGGCUGGGCAGGGGUGUUUGGCUACAGUGGAGACCCUGCGGCCAGACAGGGAGAGACCUGGGAUCUCUGGGCAGAGGCCUGGCUUGCUUAGGGUGGCUCCCCAGCUGGGCCUGCCCCCGGAACUGGCUCUCUCCUGCCCCGACUGCCAGCAGCUCCAGGCCUGGAGAGGCUGGGCUUCUGGGAGCGGCUCUUUCCCACAGGCUGCGCACAAGCCUGGGGAGUGGGGCCCACGGCCUGGGAGCCCAGGACAGAGCCGAGGCCUCUCUUUACUGUGGUUCUGGGCCUGGGAGCCAAACAGCUCCCCCCCUCGACCUCCUGAAUCCCCUGGCAACUUCCCAGUCACGGCGGGUUCCGCUGCCAGAGCCAUUUAUAACUCUCAUUCCAGGCUCCGCUCAGCAGUGGAGCUCCCUGGAGAGCCCGGGGGAGGGGCAGCCCACUGCUGGGAGCUGCGGGCUUGGAUAUAAGGCCCUGACCUGAGCCCCUGAAAGGCAGACAGACAGGCACACAAGCCCAGUAGGGUGGGGACUUGAGGCCUUCUGCGUGCCAUCUCCCCUUGUGAGCCUAGCUCUGGGGAUGGCUCCAUUCAUGGUAAGAAUAUGCUUCUCAGGUGAACGUGAAAGUUAGGGGCCUGACAAGGGAUGGGCCCAGCAGUCAGGAGCUUGGGCCCCCUGCCCUCUGCAGGGGUCUCACGGAGCUGAGUCCCCCAUGAGCAGGCAGGAAGAGAAGGAUGCCGAGCUGGAUCGGAGGAUAGUUGCCCUUCGAAAGAAGAACCAGGCCUUACUACGCAGGUACCAGGAGAUCCAGGAAGACCGGCGGCAGGCGGAGCAGGGGGGCAUGGCCGUGACCACAGCGGAAUUCCUCCGACCCGAUGGCCUCACUGUCACUAUCAGCCAGGUUCCCGGCGAGAAGCGGGUAGUCUGCCGGAACUGGGCAAGGUCCCUCAGACCUGGAGCAGCCAGUGGGAUGCUUGAGGAUGAGGACGUGGAGGCCCACACUGGUACUUUCUGCUUGGGGGAGCGGGUGGAGCUGGCUGUGACCAUGGAAAACAAAGCUGAGGCCAAGCGGAUCGUAAGCGAGAAGCCCACCAGAGCAAGGAACCAGGGGGCAGAAGGGUCACGUGGAAGGGGCUUGGGACGGACCCCCUCCACGCAGAUGGCCACCAGCUCGGAUUCUGCACGGAAAGGUGUGCGGGAGCCCCAGAGUCCAGGCCUGGUCCCAGGCCCAGUUCCCCGCCGGCCAGUGGGGGGACCCUUGGAGGUGGGCUGGGACUAUGCCCAGUGGAAGCAGGAGCGGGAACAGAUCGACCUGGCCCGUGUGGCCAGGCAUAGAGAUGCACAGGGUGACUGGCGCCGCCCAUGGGACCUGGACAAGGCCAAGCCCACGCUACAGGACUCCAGCAAGCCUCGGGAAGAGGGCCCGGCCAGGGUGGGCGGCGCCAGGGGUCCCAGGAGCCACCGGAAGUCACAGCCCCCACCACUGUCCCUUGAUGCUAAAGGUGGUACGACUUGGGGUGGGCCCCCCAGCAGACCCUCAGCGGUGUCUGCCACACGAAGCAAAGCCCGGGGGACAGAGAGGCUGACCGGCAGGGCCCGCAGGUGGGAAACCAAGGAAGUCAAAGAGGAGCUGGAGAACCAGGAGGGAAGCCACAGUACCAGAAAGACUCGGAGCGAGGAGGAACAUUCACAGAAGCAGAGCAGGAUGGGGCUGGGCCGACCUGCAAGUGCCCCAGCAACCUGCCCAGCCCCAGGAUCCCCAGGGGGGCCGAAAAGGGAGUCAGGAGCGUCCAUAGCCAGUCCAGUCCCUGGCUCGCCACAGAACACUGACUUGGUUCCCCUUGACCUUUCUCUAGGAGGGGCCAGUAGCCCUGGGUCCGGGGAGAGUGUGUGUGUACUCACUCCAAGGCCCGGGGCUCAGGAGAACCCUGUGUCCUCACCAGAUGGUUCUGAGCAGCUCCUGGGGUGGAAUGACCCCCAGGCUGAGCUGGAAGCACAGACUUGUUCGGAGCCACAAGGAGGCGCAGGGCCCUCAGAGCCCAGAGAAGACAAGUCUGGCAAGGCUGGGGCCCAGCAGGGCUUGGCACCACGAAGCAGGCCCCCCAGAGGAAUGGGCCAAAGGGCAAGGGGCACAGGAGGUGUGAGAAGCAGGACAGGAGGGCCUGGCCCUGCAGGAAGAUGCUGAGCAAAGCUCCUGGGAGCAUGGGGGCCAGGCUGGGGAGAGCAGGAGGGAAGAAUGAAGUCAGCACUCUUGUCUCUUGUGUGUGAUGGAUGCUGGUGGCUUGUGGCAGUCUGGCUGAGCAGCUGGGCAAACUCUCCAGCGGGGUGACAUUGUGAGGGCAAGGAGCCAUCCUUCCUUGCCCCUCAUGGGCACAGCCUAUGCAUAGGUGUGUUUUUACCUGCAGAUAAAUCUCCUGGUGUAUUCCUAUGCCAGGUCUCUAAGGCUGUUGAGCCCUGUCCUGGGUCUGUCACCAUCCAGGCCACCAGCUUCCCUGCCCUGGCAAGAAUGCGAGGCUUGGGAGCGCUCGGCACCUGGCUCUCCUGGCCUCUGUCACCACCAAGGCCUGGCUUCUCUUUCCAGCUGCGGCUUUGACUCCUCCAGUGCAAGGAGCCUCAGUAGCUGGCAGGACCAGUCCAGGCCUGGGGCCCUUCCCCUGCCUCUGCCUUGCACCCAGGUGACUCACAGCCCCAAACUCACAGGAUGGCCAAACCAGGGGAAAUCUUGGCCAUCAACUGGCAGCCUCUGGCCCUUCUGGAAGAGGAGGCUGAGGCUCGAAGAAAGGGAGGCCACAGCAGGUAGGGACAGCUGGGGACAGAAGAGCAGAGCUCAGGUUUCCUCCGCAAAAGAGAGGGUUCAUGGAAAGGCCUCCUCUCUGAAAUGGUCUGGGGUUGGGUGGGGAGAGGACAGCCUUCUUCUCCCACAGUAGGAUGGGAGAGCUCAUCAGCAGGGAUCCCCUCCCCCCCACACAGGUCAGACAUCAAGUAUACCAUCAAGACAGCAUGGGGGAUGGUGGGGGAG
Ailuropoda melanoleuca (giant panda) is the source of this 3134-nucleotide messenger RNA. RefSeq names its product coiled-coil domain containing 9B (gene CCDC9B). The transcript has 10 exons. The coding region runs from base 828 to 2300 and encodes 490 amino acids. Lineage: Eukaryota; Metazoa; Chordata; Mammalia; Carnivora; Ursidae. The record is from RefSeq and is a predicted model, not a curated record.